UUGAACGCUCGAGAGAAAGAGAGCUCGAUUGAGUGCGAGGAGACAAGGAUAUUCAACUUUCAAGCAGAAAUUUUCUAGGUUUUUCAUCUCGAUCUUCAAUUUCAAGAUGCAAAAGUUAGGGUUUCCAAUCAUGAAGAGCUUCGAUCAGUUCAAAUCGCUAUCAGGAUCCAUAUCGGGAUCAGCGAAAAACCUUUCAUUUUCUUCACGGCCAUCUUCGGACUCCAUUUCAUCAGGGAGUUUCGUCAAUUUGAAGCUCACUGCAGAAAAGUUGAUCAAAGACCAAGCUUCCGUUAAAACUGACCUGGAAAUAGCGAACUCGAAGCUGAAGAAAUCGAUGGAGCUUAUUAGUGCGUUAGAGGAAAAGUUGCAAAAUGCCUUAAAUGAAAAUGCUAAGCUUAAAGUAAAGCAAAAGGAGGAUGAGAAGCUAUGGAAAGGAUUGGAAUCCAAGUUCUCUUCAACUAAGACUCUGUGUGAUCAACUGACUGAAACUUUACAGCUCUUAGCUUGUCAGGUUCAUGAUGCUGAAAAAGAUAAGGAGUUUUUUGAAAGCAAACUAUCAGCAAGCUCAACUGCCAUUGAUGAUUUGAACCAACGGCUGAAUGGAUUGUCUCUGAAGUUAGACUCUGCAGAGGAAACCAUUAGAACUCAUGAGCAGGAACUGGAAGAGCUUAAAAUUGAAAAAGAGGAAAGAAAUAAGAUCUACACAGAGGAACAGCACAGAAUUGCUUACCUCAUAGAUGAAAAAGAUGCUAUGCUAAAGCAAUUUGAGGCAGCAGUGGCAGCUAAUAAAUUGACAACAGAGAGCUUGAAUUCUAAACUAGAAGAAAUGCACCUUGAGUUGGGACAGAAGAAAGAUGAAAUCAAACAUUUGAUUAUUACUCAGGACAACUUGGAGAAAGAAAAGAGUGACCUCCAAUUUAGCAGAAAUGACUUUGCUACUAAAUUGGCUGUCUCACUUCAGGAUAUAAAAAAUUUGCAAGGUUUUUUUCAUAUAUUGGCUGAACAAUUGGUUGAACUGGACAAACAAGAAUUUUCUUUCAUCAAGAAGUUUGAUCAGCUAAACUCUCUAUGUGACACUUGCUUUAAGUUGGUCCAACAGGAGAGAGACCUUUCUGCUAAGCAUGCUAAAAAACGGUAUGAUCGGCUGCAUGAUAAGUUCUUGUGCGUUAAGUCAGAAAAAGAUGCACUGCUAUUGGUUAACCAGGAGUUGAACGAUAAGAUCAUUGAACUUCAGAAAGCCCAAGAGCAUAUUAUGGCACAACUUUCUGAGGAAUGCCGUUUAGCAGGAGAGAGAAUUCAAAGAUUAGAGUCUGAAGCUAAAACACUGCUGUCCGAGAAAAAUGAAACAGAGAUGUUGGUUUCCGAAUUUGAGGAGACAAUUGAAGCUUUAUCAGAAAGUUCUAGGUCAUCUGAGAAUAAAAUGCAAGAUUUGUUAUUGAAAAUUUCAACAUUGGAAAUAGAAAACAAAGAUAUUGCUGAGAAAUUAAAUGCAGAAGUAAGGAAGAAAGCAGAAGAUGUAGGUACUUGGCAAAAGCAGAGUGAGAAACAAGAGCAACAUGUAGAUUCACUGGAGAAGCAAGUUGCUCAGCUACAUAGCAUCUUAGAGGAGAAGGAGCAACUACUUCUGCAAUACAAGGAUGGAGUAAAGAAGUUGGAAGAUCAAAUCACUGAGAGUCAGGCAUCUUUGUCGGCUGCUGAAAGCAAGCUUGCUGAAGCAAAGAGUCAAUAUGAUUUGAUGCUAGAGUGCAAACAACUGGAACUGUCAAGGCAUUUGAAAGAAAUAUCUCAGAGGAAUGAUCAGGCAGUUAAUGACAUCAGGAAGAAAUAUGAGUUCGAGAAGCUAGAGAUCAUUAAAAUGGAAAAAGAGAAGGCAGACCAAAUUGUGCUGGAAACGGAAAGAAAAUGUGAUCAGAAACUUGCAGAAUGCAAGGAAGAGUCAAGGCAGCAGUUGGUGUGCAUUCAGGAGGAGCAUGCUGCUCUGGUCUUGCGCAUCAAGCAGGAGCACGAUAGGAAGGAAAUGAGUUUGAAAGCUGAUCAUAUUGAAGAGCUAAAGCGUGCCCAACUUCAAGCUGAAAAUGAAUUGAGAGAGAAAACAAUGCAACUCAGAAAUGAACAUGAAGUUCAGAUGAAAGCUCAGAGGUGUCAGAAUGAAGAUGAGUGCAGGAGGCUGCAAGAAGAAUUGGAUCUUCAGAAAUCCAAGGAAGAAAGGCAAAAGGCCUUGCUGCAGUUGCAGUGGAAAGUGAUGAGUGAUAAGCCACAAGAUGACCAGGAAGUGACUUCAAAAAAGAAUUACUCCAUUUCGUCAAUCAAGAUGAUAGACCCUGGUGGUGGAAAAAGAAGUCAACGUGUGCCGGAUUUGCCUUUCCUGGAGGAAACACAAACACCAGUGUCAAAAAUAUUGAAGAGAGCAGAGAAUGCUAACACAGGAAGUGUAAGGAGCAUUCCUAAGCAUCACAAGAAGGUAACUCACCAUGAAUAUGAAGUUGAAACUACUAAUGGAAGAACAAUUACAAAACGAAAAAAGACAAAAAGUACAGUCAUGUUUGAGGACCCGAGGAAACAUAAGAAGAUGAAUACACCAAGGACCAGAACUCCAAGAAGUGUUGUUAAGGAAAUUAAGGGAGCAGGUCGUUCAAAUCCUUCAAACAUUGGCGAUCUGUUUUCAGAAGGGUCACUGAAUCCAUAUGCAGAUGAUCCUUAUGCAUUUGACUAGAGAGAUGCUUUGAAGAUUUUGAAUUUGAAGUAACAAAUGGAUCCAUACAUGAAGAGAUCAGUCUUGCAGCAUAUUGUUGUUCGGUUCCUUCAGGUCAGAAAAGUACAGCUUUCUUCUGAAUUUUGCUGUUGAGAGUAAGGCUCGCCUGCUUACUGUCCGCCUAGGAGACCCUCCAAAACUGCCUAAUUCGUGCGACAAUCAUGCGAGAGGAAAUAUUUGAGGUUUGUUGCUGUUUUCCAGCACAGCUUCUGUCCAAUAAUAUUAUCUCUGCUGGGGUAGGACAUAUAUCAGACUGCUUGUAAAUAAACGUUUUAUUUUGGAGAAUAUGACGCUAUAUUUGCUUUAAUGACAAAGGAGGAAAUACGUAUGGCUGAAGCAGUGAACUCUAUUUCUCCAUCUCAUCUAUGUGAUUUAAUUA
Molecule: messenger RNA, 3131 nt
Organism: Jatropha curcas
Lineage: Eukaryota; Viridiplantae; Streptophyta; Magnoliopsida; Malpighiales; Euphorbiaceae
Product: synaptonemal complex protein 2
Biological process (GO): reciprocal meiotic recombination
Source: RefSeq, a predicted model, not a curated record